Apus apus (common swift) is the source of this 6299-nucleotide messenger RNA. RefSeq names its product interferon induced with helicase C domain 1 (gene IFIH1). Lineage: Eukaryota; Metazoa; Chordata; Aves; Apodiformes; Apodidae. The coding region runs from base 158 to 3190 and encodes 1010 amino acids. The record is from RefSeq and is a predicted model, not a curated record. The transcript has 16 exons. Gene Ontology annotation, molecular function: hydrolase activity; double-stranded RNA binding; single-stranded RNA binding. Gene Ontology annotation, biological process: positive regulation of interferon-beta production; response to virus; innate immune response. Gene Ontology annotation, cellular component: cytoplasm.
CGCUGGCGCUGGGAUAAAGCGGGGCGGGCCGGGUGGCGGCUCACGGACGCGGAGCCCCACUCCUGCCGCCGCAGCCCCCCGCCGCCCCUGCGGGCACGCACCGAGCCCCGCACAGCAGCAGAGGCGUCCCGGAGCCCCCGGCGCCGCCGGCACCGAGAUGGCUGAGGAGUCCCGAGACCAGCGCUUCCUCUACAUGAUCUCCUGCUUCAGGCCGCGGUUGAAGCAGUUCAUCCGGGUGCAGCCGGUGCUGGACCGGCUUCCCUCGCUGAGCCCAGCGGAGAGGGAGAAGGUGCGGGCGGCCGCCCUGCAGCGGGGCGAGGUGGAAGGGGCGGAGGAGCUGCUGCGGGCCGUGGAGCGGGGGCCCCACGGCUGCGGCUGGUUCCACGAGUUCCUGCAGGCGCUGGAGCAGAGUGGCUGCAGUCUGGCCGCCAGCUAUGUGAACCCUAGCCUUAGCCAGCUCCCCUCACCUGCCCAGGAGGCUGACCAUGACCUCUGCGUGCACUUGGUGCAGUUGCUUCACAGCACACUGGUGGACAGAAUGCAGACCAUGCAAGUGGCCGAGCAGUGCCUGCAGAUGGGCAUCUUCCAGGAUGAGGACCUGGAUCGGAUCCAGACUGUUACUGACAAUCGUGGGAACAGAGAUGGUGCAAGGGAGCUAUUGAGCAGAGUAGUGCAGAAGAAAGGUUGGUUCUCUCCGUUUUUGAUUGCUCUGCGCGAAACCCAACACGGACAGCUUGCAGAUGAUUUAAGUGGAAAUACAAGAGGAGCAGAAAAUGGACAAAAUGGGAUGAAGAACAGUACAAAUGAAGAAACAGAAGCUACAAGCCAACCAGGAUAUGCUGUUGUGGAGGAUUUGAAACAGCAAGAAAAUGUGAAUGAUAAUUUCAGCAGUGAAAACAGUGUAUUGGAAACAUCUAUUGGACAGAAUUCUGUCAUUUCAGAGUCAGAUGUCUCCAUAGGAAAUGAAAGUGUCAACAACUUGAAUGAAAACCUGGGACAGAGCUGCACAACCAGUGAUUCAGAUGGAGAUGAAGUGGAGAGCAGAGCUUCACCUGAGUCAGAUCUGAUCCUGAGAGAUUACCAGAUGGAAGUUGCAAAGCCAGCACUGAAUGGGGACAAUAUUAUAAUAUGUCUCCCUACAGGCAGUGGUAAAACCAGAGUGGCUGUUUACAUUACCAAAGAUCACUUGGAUAAGAAGAAAAGAGCAUCAGAGCCUGGAAAAGUUAUAGUACUUGUUAAUAAGGUACCAUUGGUAGAGCAGCAUUUACGAAAGGAGUUUCAUCCAUUCCUGAAGCCAUGGUAUCAGGUUAUUGGUUUAAGUGGUGAUUCUCAGCUGAAAAUCUCAUUUCCUGAAGUCGUCAAAAAAAAUGAUGUAAUCAUCUGUACAGCACAGAUCCUUGAGAAUUCACUGAUAAAUGCAGGAGAAGAAGAUGAAGAAGGUGUCCACUUAUCAGACUUUUCGCUCAUCGUUAUCGAUGAGUGUCAUCACACUCAAAAGGAAGGUGUCUACAACAAUAUAAUGCGACGUUACUUAAAAGAAAAAAUGAAGAACAAGAAGCUGGCAAAAGAAAACAAACUACUGAUCCCACAGCCUCAGAUUCUGGGACUUACAGCUUCACCUGGAGUAGGAGGUGCAACAUCCUAUUCAAAAGCUGAAGAACAUAUUCUGAAAAUCUGUGCCAAUCUUGAUGCAUGUAGAAUUAUGACUGUUGAAGAGCAUGCCUCCCAACUGAAGAAUCAGGUGAAGGAACCAUAUAAGAAGACUGUGAUUGCAGAUGACAAAAGAAUUGAUCCAUUUAGAGAGAAAAUUACUGAGAUCAUGACAGCCAUUCAAAACUAUUGCCAGCUCUAUCCAAAAUCUGAGUUUGGAACUCAGCCAUACGAACAGUGGGUGAUUAAAGAAGAGAGAAAAGCUGCAAAAGAAGAAAAACGCAUGGGACGCGUCUGUGCAGAGCACUUGAAGAAAUACAAUGAUGCUCUCCAGAUAAAUGACACCAUCCGAAUGGUGGAUGCAUACAAUCACAUAAACAACUUCUACAAGGAGGAGAAAAAAAAGAAGACAGUAAGGAGUGAUGAUGAUGAUGAUGAUGAUGAAGAACCAGCAGUAUCAAAACAGGAUGAAACAGAUAAAUUUCUAAUAGGUUUAUUUCAUGCAAAUAAGAAGCAGCUGAAAGAGUUGGCGAGAAAGCCGGAAUAUGAAAACGAGAAGCUAAUACAGUUGCGAAACACUUUAAUGGAGGAGUUCACAAAGACUGAGGAACCCAGAGGAAUCAUUUUCACAAAGACUCGGCUAAGUGCCUUUGCUCUAUUCCAGUGGAUUAAGGAUAACCCAAAAUUCGAAGAAGUGGGAAUUAAGGCCCAUUAUCUUAUUGGUGCUGGACAUAACAGUGAAACAAAACCCAUGACUCAGAACGAACAGAGAGAAGUUAUUGAUAAAUUCCGAGGUGGAAAUGUGAAUUUACUUAUUGCUACUACUGUAGCUGAGGAAGGGCUAGACAUCAAAGAGUGUAACAUCGUUAUUCGCUAUGGCCUCGUCACCAACGAAAUUGCUAUGAUGCAGGCUCGUGGUCGAGCUCGAGCUGAUGAGAGUACCUAUGCACUUGUGGCUUCGAGUGGCUCAAGAGCUAUUGAACGUGAAGAUGUUAAUCUUUACCGUGAGAAAAUGAUGUAUAAGGCCAUUCAGCGUGUCCAGAAGAUGCCGCAGCAAGAGUAUUUAAAUAAGAUUCAGAAUUUCCAGUUACAAAGUCUAGUGGAAAAAGAAAUGAAAGCAAAACGAGAUCAGUGCAAGAAAUACAAGAAAAAUCCUUCACUAAUAACAUUCCUAUGCAAAAAUUGCCACAAGCUGGUAUGUUCUGGAGAAGACAUACAAGUUAUUGAAAACAUGCAUCAUGUCAGUGUAAAAAAAGAUUUCCAGAGUCUUUAUCAUACAAGAGAAAAUAAGACACUGCAAGAUAAGGAUGCCGAUUACCAGAUAAAUGGGGAAAUUAUAUGUAAAGAUUGUGGACAAGCAUGGGGAAAUAUGAUGGUUCACCGAGGUCUUGACCUGCCUUGUCUAAAGAUUAAAAAUUUUGUGGUUGUGUUUGGAGACAAGAAAACAACGAAGGGUAUCUAUAAAAAAUGGGGAGAUCUGCCCAUUCGGUUCCCUAGUUUUGAUUAUGCAGCUCAUUGUCCUUCAGGAUAUGAAGACUGAGGACUCAGAAUGAAAAUAAGAGCCUGUUUCAUCUUUUCUCUGACUGCUGAGUAGCUCAUGUGUCCCACAGAGAGUGCUGCAUCAUAAACACUGUGGCAUGAGGGAAUUCUUUAGAAGAAAAAAUCCCAGGGAAGGAGAAGGAUGAAGUCCCAUGGCUGCUGUUUGCACUUCGCUUUGCGGUGGUACUCAGGGACAAAGACAAAUACAUUGUAGUUAUCUGUGUCCACGGAACAAAUUCCCAUCUCUACUCACUACAGUCUGUCAUGGGGUGACAACACUGUCAAAAGCCUGUUAGGUGACCUGUCAUCAAGCACAGAACAUAGGACAGAAAUCGUGGUAUUUGCCUUGGUGAUUAUUUUCUGUAUUUCUUCCUGCUAGAACACUUUUGAAAAUAAAUUGCCUUAAAAGAGGAGACAUGUAAAGAAAACAAGUUAGCUGGGUAUUACUUCUGAAUUUUUGUUAACUUUGUCAGUGGUUUCACUACCGAGUUCUUCCCCUCUUUAUCUGCAAGCUCAUACAUUUUGACAGACUAAAAUUGGUUCCAUUAAAAGACAUUUUAAAAAAUCAAGCCCUUAAACUGACCUGUAAUUGAUUCUUUUAAGUUUCAAGAAGCACAAUGCCAAAUGUCUUUCUGUGUGUUAGUUUCAUAGGUUUGUUAAACAGCCUAUAUAAUGAGGUGUAUUUUUUUCUAUAGAUUAAUGAUUAACUAUUGCCAACUGUGACAGUGAUAUUCUGACUGUAAAAAUAUUAUAAUGUCUCUCUGUAUUUGCCUCAUCGACAGACUUCCCCUUCCCCUAUUUGCAAGUAAGAUACUGGACAGUGGAAAGAAGGACUGUUUGUUGUUUCAACAGUCAGCUUUGCAAAUUCAGGAUAAAGUGGUAUGUUUACUGUCAUGGACAUGUCAACAAUUCAGUAGCCCCAGGUAACAUUUCCUAGUUAAAACAUAGCUGCAAAGUAUAUGCCAGCAAAAAAAGAAUCUUAUGGCUAGAUUUAUAAUUGCUUUACAUAUUUAAAGGAAUAGAAAUACUGUGCAUAUUUUUUAAAAUCAGAUUUUAUUUCAGGUUUGCAUCAGGACCAGAUUUGCGUUUGUUUGGGUUUUUUUCAUAUUGCUGGCCGUUCUUCAGGGGAAGGGAAAAAAAACUAAUUUCUGACUGAGAAGUGCAGCACAUUUGAGAUAGCACCAAACUGGUACAGGUCAUUUUGAGAUUAGCUACUUACUUAUAAAUAAAUUAUAGCAUUAGGAAGUAAAUAUGCACACGGAUGAGUUUUCACUAUAGCAGUUUUAUACAUUAUAAUGUGCUUAAACUACAGAAAUUGCAGUUUAUUUACACAUUGAAAUUACUCCACAACAGUGAUUUAUACUAAUAAACUACUGCCUUAGGACUGAAAAAAAAAAAAUAAUAAAAAAAAUCAGGCAUAUUAAGAGUUAAGAUAUUCUAUAUGCAAAGAUUUUUCAAGACACAGCAACUGCACAGGUAUUUUUGAAUGAUACAACAAAAACAAGAAAGUCCAGUGGAAGAUAGGAAGCAUAAGAUAUUUGUAGUGUGUAUAUAUAUGAUUAUAUAAUAUAUAUAUAUCAUCAUAUAAUUGUAUUCUUACCUUUCUGUAUUGUCUAGGGCAAAACAAAUGUGAAAUCUUCACCAAUUCUUUUAUUCAUCAUUAGAUACUUCAUUUAGUUAACAAAAUUAAAACAUUCCCCUCAUUUAUUGUUCUUAGAAACGUCAAGUUCCUGUCUUCUGUUGUAGUAGAAGCUUUUGGCUACUUCUAGAAUCUGCUGAUUUAGCAUUAAAUACAGGGUUAACACACUGAGAAUCUGACUAAUUAAAAUAUUGGAGAUUGAGAGAUCACGACAGAUCAUGGUUGUAAUUGACAGGUCAUUAUUGUAAUUUAAGAUGUAUUUUGUUAAUGUGCUCAGUAUCUGAUGAGAUACUAUGAAAAUAUACUAAAAUUAAUUAUUAAAAUAGUCUCUCUUGACAAUAAUAAUCUAGAUCAUCUCUGAAUUUCUGUAUUAAUGAGUUGUUACAGUUAUGUAAAUGUAACAUAAUGGACUGGACAUAGCAUUUUGAAGUGUCUGAAGUAAUUUAUCCAGUACUGUAAAGAAAUGUAAAACUAUGGUAAAAAUAUGAUAUCAUUACAUAGCUUGUUUCUGGUCCUCAGUCAAAUAAUUUUCCAUGCUAUGGAAAAUGUAUGGAAAAUGCUAUUUCCAUGGAAUUCUUUGUUCUUUUAUAGUUGAAUUAAAUAGGGAUGUAUCACAAAUGUGCUUGGGCUUCUUGUAGUUCACCUGUGUUCUGCUGUUACACUGCAAGUUCUUCUUAAGUGACUCAACCACUUAAAGUGUUUGCACAUUCUAACUUUAGCAUAAUGUGUAGUGAAUCCUGCUGGCUGUGUAGAACAAGGAAUUUCCACUUCAAGUUACUGUCUCUGAAUGGGGUGGUAAAAAGUGCCUAUUUUUCAUCCAGGAAGUGUGAAGUUGUAAACAAACAAACAAACAAACAAACUAAACUGCCAUAUUUUAUCUGCUACUUACUUCUGCAUUUAGUGGCUUUAUGGACCCAAAGUCCUGCAGGGAGUGUGACAAAUCUGGAUUGUAUUUUCUACUUACAGCUUUUAUUUGUUUGCAAAAGUGAAAAGAAAAACUAUUAGUCACUGGGGAAUUGUCUAGAUAUGUGUGUAGCUACUAAAGAACUGGUUCAGAUUAGUUGCAUUUUUGUUAUUCUACCCCCUUCUGGUCUGAUGUCAUGCACAACCUGUAUUUGUAAACCUACAUUUCCUCAUCUAGGAAAUGUAAAUAUUUUAGUAACCUAAUACUAGUUGCAUAACUGGUGGGAUAGUUGCUGUACAGAGUGUGUUUUCUGUUCCAUAAUUUGUUUAUUUCUCCAACUGAUUCACCGUCUUUCUAGCUUCCUUACACUUUAAUUUUUAGCUUAUAUUAUGGGAUUCUGAUGUUGCAGAAGUUAGGAAGUGAUUUGGCUGUGGAAAGAAGUGCUGUUUGCUUCUUCACUAGUACUAAUAUAAACAGUCCAGAGAAGGGAGUUCAGGUGUUAUGAGCAGUAAAGCUACAAAGCCUGUAAAGGUCAUUCCCUGCUAAUUAAAUUUUGUUUGCUUCUAA